Messenger RNA from Arachis stenosperma, 940 nucleotides. RefSeq lists its product as uncharacterized. The record is from RefSeq and is a predicted model, not a curated record. NCBI's taxonomy places the organism in Eukaryota, Viridiplantae, Streptophyta, Magnoliopsida, Fabales, Fabaceae. Gene Ontology annotation, biological process: protein ubiquitination. The coding region runs from base 124 to 816 and encodes 230 amino acids. The transcript has 7 exons. Gene Ontology annotation, molecular function: ubiquitin-protein transferase activity; zinc ion binding. Gene Ontology annotation, cellular component: membrane.
GAGAUUCGAGAGAGAAAGAGAAACAGAAGAGUAGUACUAUAGAGAGAAGAAUUUGAAAACCCAAAAAGGCUCAUCAAGUUCUUUUACUUUUCUGUUCUUUGAAGAAGCGUGGAGCUUGUAAGUAUGAAUAACAAUAAUAAAAUUGAAGAAGUUGUGUUAGUUGUGGAUGAUUUGAGAUCAAUAUGUAUGAAUUAUCGGUGUAGAAUAUGCCAUGAAGAAGAAUUCGAGAGCUCCAAAAGCUUGGAAGCUCCUUGUGCUUGUUCUGGAACCGUUAAGUUUGCUCAUAGAGAUUGCAUUCAGAAAUGGUGCAAUGAAAAAGGCAAUACAACUUGUGAGAUUUGUCUCCAGCAAUAUGAACCUGGAUAUACAGCACCUCCAAAGAAAUCUCAGAUAGCUGAUGCAGCAAUGACCAUUAGGGAUAGCCUGCAAAUAACAAGAAGGGAGGUAGAACCCUUAAUAAACGCAACAACAAUUGAAAGCGAUUACUCUGAAUGCAAUUCUGCUGCAGAUAGAAGCGCUUCUUGCUUUCGAUCACUUGCUUUCUCUUUUACACUCAUCUUGCUUGUAAGACAUCUUUUUGCAUUGCUUACAAGUGGCAUGGAAGAUUAUCCAUUUACAAUUCUUACUGUGUUUAUAUUAAGGGCAAGUGGAAUUAUUGUGCCCAUGUACAUAAUAAUUAGGACAAUUGGAGGCAUACAUAGUAGUAUUCACCGCCACUAUCAUCAGGAUUCUGACGAUGAUGACACAUCGACAAUAUCUGAUGGAGAUGAUGAAGAAAACGAGACAAGCCAGGAUGAAGAUUUAGGAUAUUCAUAGUUAUGGUUGUCAUGGUAUGCUUUAAUUGUAUCGGAGCAUUGUGCUAAUGCUCUUGUCAAAUUGCGAUGUUUUGGUGUGCCACAAAUUCUUUAUUAUCAUCAAAAGAAUGAAAUUUAGAUAGAAA